Molecule: messenger RNA, 2725 nt
Organism: Helicoverpa armigera (cotton bollworm)
Lineage: Eukaryota; Metazoa; Arthropoda; Insecta; Lepidoptera; Noctuidae
Product: inactive rhomboid protein 1
Exons: 13
Coding region: 1-2670 (889 amino acids)
Biological process (GO): regulation of protein secretion; regulation of epidermal growth factor receptor signaling pathway
Cellular component (GO): endoplasmic reticulum membrane
Molecular function (GO): serine-type endopeptidase activity
Source: RefSeq, a predicted model, not a curated record
AUGUGCCGCGGCCGCCGGCGCCGCUGCGACCUCCGCCGCCGGUGUACUGCGGGCUGGCGUGCAGGCCGCCGCCGCCAGCGCCGCGCAAGUGCUGCGGGCCCGCGUGCCGCGAGGACAUCGCGGGCUCGCCGCCGCCGUCGCGCUACGUGGAGUACGUGGGCGCGGCGGCCGCGCCGGCUGGCCUGCACGCCGCCGCCGCCGCCGCCGCCCGCGCUGCAGCUGCCCUGCGAGCCCCAGGAGCCGCCGUGCUGUGUACAGGCUCGCAGGCGACCACAACCACCACAUGAUUGGUAUUAUCACUAUUUACAAUGGCGUUCAAGCGCGGGCCUGCUGGCGCCGCAGCUGGCAUGCCAGUCAUCAUCACCAGCGGCGUCAGCGCCGGCGCCCCCGCUGCCCGCGCCCGCCUCCCCUCCCCGCGUGGUCUCCGCCCCUCCCGCGCCAACACAACCCCCACCAGACCCCGCCCCCCAAGACCAAGAAGAUGGCGUCAGAUUACGGCGAACGCACACAGUUGCCGUACGAGACUACCUCAAGAGGGAAACGCAAACGUUCUUCGGCGUUCAGAAGAAUAAUGAGAGGGAACAAAGACGGCUUUGGUAUGAGAGGCGGAGGAGGCACGCGGCGCGGGCGCUCGGCGACCUCCGGCCAGACCUGCCGCCCGAUCAUCAUCCUGAUGAUGAUGAUAUUAGUAUGUACGGAGCGUCGGGCGCAGCACCCAGAGAGGCGCGGGGGCGAGCCCGAGAGCGGCCCGACGUGUUGCCUGCGCCGGCGCCGCUGGAGGAGCCCGCGCCGCCCUCCCUGCCGCAGCCGGGGAAGGAUAGCGUCGCGCGGCUCACGCUCACCGGCCUUUCUUAUGUUGUUACUGCGGUGACGCGGCGCUCGCGCCAAUCGACGUCUGCGCAAUGGUCUCGGUCAUUCCGCGGCGUGGUGCCCGACGAGGUGGAUGUCGACGAUGUGUUCUUUAUGCCGCCGACGUCGGCGACGCCGCUGCAGAAUCACGACGAGGCUGAUCAUGUUGACGCAUCUAAGGGGGCAAGAUCCCCACUGGGGUCAAGCAGUGUGGAGUACCGGAGACCGGAGCGGAGCGUGUCGUGGGGGGCUGGGGGAGCUCGCAUCCACACACCGAUGCUGGAACCUUUAGCCGACAACUCUAACAGGAGGCAGUUCGGCAUGGGCGUUGUUGGUAGAUUCUUUAGGCGUUCGCUCCGCAAGUCGGUAGCACAUCAAGAGGAGGUGGCUCGCCAGCUCGACGAGCUGACGGACUACCGACCUUACUUCACGUGGUGGGUCAGCACGGUACAGACCCUGGUGCUGCUACUGUCUCUACUCUGCUACGGGUUUGGACCUGUUGGCUUCGGGAGACACACCCACUCCGGACAGGUUCUGGUAAAGAGCUUGAGUUUACAACAGGUUGAAUGGGAAGAGCCAGCCUCAUUCUGGCUGGGGCCUCGGGCGGCGGACCUGAUACAUCUAGGAGCGAAGUUCGCGCCCUGCAUGAGACGAGACGCAAGGAUAGCACGAGCUAUAGCUGCAUCAGCUCGGAGAGAGAGAGACACGGCGUGCUGCAUACGGAAUGAUGAUUCAGGAUGUGUGCAGUCUUCUAAGGCUGACUGUUCGAUAAGAGGAUUAAUAUCAAAGAACACGAUCUCGACGUGGAAGAAAUGGUCCUCGGGAGAGUCGGGGCCUGGAGGUCGGAUAUCAGGGUCCGUUUGCGGAUUAGAUCCCAAAUUCUGCGAAGCACCGCGAUCGAUAGCGCCGCACGAAUGGCCGGACGACAUUACAAAAUGGCCGAUCUGUCGCAAGUCGGUCCUCGACGGGUCUGCGGCCGCGGGUCGGGCAGGCCACGCCGCAGAGCACAUGGCUUGCGAAGUGAUAGGCCAUCCUUGCUGUAUAGGAGUCCAUGGCCAGUGCGUCAUCACGACGAGAGAACACUGUGACUUCGUCAAGGGGUAUUUCCAUGAAGAAGCGUCAUUGUGUUCACAGGUGUCUUGUCUUGACGAUGUCUGCGGCAUGCUACCAUUUAUGCGAAGACGUCGUCCAGACCAGCUGUACCGAGCAUGGACGUCUUUAUUCGUUCACGCGGGUCUGCUGCAUCUAGCAGCGACGUUGGCACUUCAGUGGCUCUUCAUGAGGGACCUGGAGAAGAUGGCCGGGCCAGUUAGAAUAGCUGUCAUAUAUUUAGGUAGUGGGGUCGCCGGGAAUAUGGCGUCUGCUAUAUUCGAACCUUACAGGGCGGAGGUGGGGCCAGCUGGAUCUCAUUUCGGUCUUCUGGCGUGUCUAAUAGUAGAAGUGAUAGGCGCGUGGCCUCUCCUUAGGCAUCCGAAGCGGGCAAUCUUAAAACUAGUCGGUAUAGCUAUCGCGUUAUUCCUCCUGGGUCUUCUACCCUGGAUAGAUAACUUCGCCCACGUCUUCGGCUUCGUUUUCGGGUUCUUACUCGCGUACGCGUUGUUACCAUUCAUUACUUUUGGGCCUUACGAAAGGCGAAGAAAGAUUGCGUUAGUUUGGGUCUGCCUGGUGUCGGCCGGUGGGAUGCUGUGCGCGCUGGUCGCGUUGUUCUACGCGGCGCCGGCGUACGAGUGUGCGGCGUGCGCAUACUUCACGUGCUUACCGUUCGCGCCCGACAUGUGCGCGUCGCAGGACGUGCGCGUGCGGCAGCUGGACGGGGUAUGACGGCGCGCGGCCCGGGCGCCCCCGCCGCCGCCGCCCCUCGCCCCGCGCCCACGUG